AUGAAGCCAUCUCAGCGAUAUCAGAAGCUAACGAAGAACAUGAACUAUUGCAUGAAACUCAUUGGAUUUGAUAUUUUAAAUUCUCGCUUGAAAUUCAACUAUCGCACCUGGAUCACAGUCAUUGCCGUUACGUGCUACGGCAUUUUCAGUGUCCACUGGAUGAUCAGGCAGGCGGAGAUCAGUUGGACCGAGUGCUUAAAGGCCAGCAUUAUGAUGGGGGGCAUGUUGAAUGGGUCCACUGAGAUCGUUACCAUCGUAUUAAGGCAACCGGAAAUAAGGCGUCUGAUGAUCAACACUCGGCAACUGUUUGAGAACUACGAGCAACGGAAUGCGGCUUAUUGUAAGGCUCUCAAUUUGGGCAUUGAUCGACUGCUUGAUAUAUUGAAAAUGAUUCGCUUUGGUUACAUUGUCUCCUACCUGGUCAUGUGCCUUGUGCCUUUAAUCUUGCUCAUCUACAAUGGCACUCGCGUCACAAUCGUACAGUACGAGCUGCCAGGUGUGCCCCUGGACAACAACUACGGUUACGCCUUCACAUAUCUAUCACACUUGGUGUCGAUGUUCAUCGCUGGCGUCGGGUUUUAUGCGGGCGAUUUGAUGGGCUGCCUCGCUCUGAUGCAGAUUCUCACUUAUUCCGACAUCUUACAGGUAAAAGCCGACGAGUUAAACGCAGCACUUGACCAAAAGGUAGAAAAACGACGCACGGCCGUGGUAGGUGCAACAAUUGACGGAGACGGAGACGGAUACGGCGAACCACAAAUGCGACUCUUGGAAUCAAUCAAGUGGCAUCAGUGGUUGACUGAAUACUGUCACAAUGUGGACCAUAUAUAUCACAUCCUGAUCGCCGGCCAGGUGAUGUCCUCAGCCAUCUCAAUGCUGUGCACCUUUUGCGUGAGCAUCAGCGAAUUCCAUUUAAUAUCGGUCAUCUAUUUUGUGGUCAGUGGCUACAAAAUGUUGGUCUACUGCGUUGUGGGCACUAAAAUUGAAUACGCUGUUAGUUCUGCGCCUCAAACUAUGCGACAGCCAAAAACUAAUUCGAUUUCCUUCCUGUCUACUCCACGACAGUAUGACCAGGUUUAUGAAAGCAUCUGCAGCAUUAGUUGGCACGAACUGAACGGCUCGCAACGCAACAUGUUCCGGAUGAUGCUGAAGGAGGCUCAGAAUUCGCAAACCAUCAUGAUGCUCGGCAUGUUGCCAUUGAGUGUGCGAACGGCUCUCCAGAUUACAAAACUCAUUUACAGCGUGUCCAUGAUGAUGAUGCAGAAUCGCACCUAG
Drosophila innubila is the source of this 1272-nucleotide messenger RNA. It is a transcript of the gene Or83c, whose product is annotated as putative odorant receptor 83c. Gene Ontology annotation, biological process: sensory perception of smell; detection of chemical stimulus involved in sensory perception of smell. Lineage: Eukaryota; Metazoa; Arthropoda; Insecta; Diptera; Drosophilidae. Gene Ontology annotation, cellular component: plasma membrane. The transcript has 3 exons. Gene Ontology annotation, molecular function: odorant binding; olfactory receptor activity. Bases 1 to 1272 code for a protein of 423 amino acids. The record is from RefSeq and is a predicted model, not a curated record.